AUGGGACUGGAGCUGGGCGAGACGGGGCAACACGGGACGGGAGCGGGACGAUACGGGAGUGGGAGCGGGGCGAGACGGGACGAGGCGGGAGCAGCAGCGAGACAGAAGCCGGACGGAGCACGACAGGACGGGACGGGACGGGGCGGGAGCUGGGCGAGACGGGGCAACACGGGACGGGAGCGGGAUGAGACGGGACGAGGCGGGAGCAGGAGCGAGACAGAAGCCGGAUGGAGCAGGACAGGACGGGGCGGGAGCAGGGCAGGAGAGGACCGGGCGGGACGGGCCGGGAUGGGGCGGGACGGGACAGGAUGGGACUGGAUGGGAGCAGGACAGCACGGGACGGGGCGAGACGGGACGGGACCAGGCUGGACUGGCAGGGACGGGGCGGCACGGGACGGGGCGGGACAGGACGAGAAGGGAGCGGGACGGAGCGGGGCAGUUCGGGACGGGAGUUGGCCCGUGUUCCCGUCCCCAGUCCCACGAUUCUUCACUAUGUCCCCGUCCCAGCUUCACGUCCCCGGCUCCCAGCCCCGUUUCCCCAACCCCCGCUGUUCCCCCUCCCCCGCCGUGUCCCUGCCCCCGCGGUGCCCCGAGCAGCCUUCCCGGAGGAUCGAGUGGCUCCGAGGGGGCGGGUCGCUGCCGCGGGCGAGUGACGCGCGCGGGGGCCAAUGGUGGCGCGGGGGCGGCCGGGGGGGCGGGGCCAGUGACGUCAUGGCCGCCGGUGCGCGGCGGGGCUGCUGUCGGCGCGCGCCCCACGGCAGCCGUCGCGGCGGCAUGGGGCGGCGGGGCGGCGGGCAGCGGCGGCCGCUCGCCCCGUCCCUCCGCCUCCCGCUGCUGCUGCUGCCGCUCUUCUUCCUGCCACAGCCCGCCGGUGAGUGCCGAGGGGCCGGGGGCUCGGGGCAGGGGGGGCGGCGGCAGCACAUCGGGAUCGAUGGGCUCUUUGUGACUGACUACUUCACCCGCACACCACGCAAGCUCAGCCCCUUCCGCUCCUUUGCCAGCAUUGAGCUCUUCCACUUCCACAUCCCUGAGGACACCGUCAUUGCCGUCUGGAAUCUCAUCACUUUCAAGGAGCAGGGUGGCACCUUUGGGGAUCAAUGUCCAGACCGCAGUAUCACUGUAUAUUUCCGCUCAGGGGCUCCCUCCGUCAUUAACCCUCUGCACACGCACUUCCCCAGGGACACGGCUGUCCCUGGCUCCUUUGCACUGACCCUCACCUGGACCCUGCCCAACCGCACCACAGGGGUGUUCAAUGUCACCAGCCCGCUGCCCGGGGACUGGUUCCUGGCUGCCCACCUACCCAAAGAUGAGGGCAAGAUCUCCGUCAAGGGGCUCUACGAGGAAUGCCAGUAUCUCUUCCAGCCCCAGCUCAUCGUGCAGCGCCUGGUGAACAUUGCUGUGCUCUACCCUGGUUAUGUUACCGAGCAGACCAUGGCCCCCCACAACCGCUCGUGCCUCUACAAGGUAUUUGUGCCCAGCUACACAUCACGAGUGCUGGUGGAGGUGCUGAGGUGCCGUGGGGCCGAGGGCUGCCCGCUCUGGCUGCGUGUACGGGCCAAGGCUCCACCCCUGCACAACUCCACAGCGCUGGACUGUCGGGAACAUGCUCCCUGCCAGCUGGCACUGGACCUGCCCUUCUGGCAGCACUGGUACUAUGUGCUGGUGGAGAAGCACCCUGGGGUGCCGGGCACUGUCUCCUUCCAGGUCACUGUGCAGCUCACAGACUGCUCCCGACCUAGCCUGGCCCGGCCACCCUUCCUGCCCUCCAGCGCCUCCAUGAACAUGCCCCACUCCUUCGGCUCUGCGGGUGGGCUGGCAUUGGGGGACAGCCCUGCGCCCACCAGCCCCAACGGCACGAAGAGCCCAUUCCCCAUCGCCUCACUCGCCGGUGAGCAGUGCUGGCCAGUCCGCCCCACGCUGCGCAAUGAGCUGGACACCUUCUCCGUCCACUUCUACAUCUUCUUCGGGCCCAACGUGUCAGUGCCGCCUGACCGCCCCGCUGUCUUUGUCAUCAACCUCCUGCCAGUGCUGGACAGUGGUGGGGUGCUCAACCUGGAGCUGCGGCUCAACGUGAGCUCCCUCUGUGGUGAGAACGUGACGGUGUUUGGGUGUCUGAACCACGAAGUCCCGCUGACGUCUGGUGACAACACAUCGGUCACCUGUGAGACAGAGUCCCUGGCAGGCUUCCUGCUUUCUGUCAAUGCCACAGCCAGCCUCAGCCGCCUGCGGAUCCCCUACCCCCAGACGGGCAGCUGGUACCUCAGCCUGCGCUCGCUCUGUGCCACGGAGCACGGGUUUGAGCCUUGCACCAAUGUGACAGCCGAGGUGUAUCUGCGUGCCUACCUCUCGCCCUGCAUCAACGACUGUGGCAUCUAUGGCCAGUGCAAGCUGUUGCGCACAAACAACUACCUGUACGCUGCCUGCGAGUGCAAAGCUGGCUGGAAUGGCUGGGGCUGCACUGACAACGCCGAGGCUUUCUCCUAUGGCUUCCAGCUCCUCUCCACGCUGCUGCUGUGCCUCAGCAAUGUUAUGUUUGUGCCUCCCGUUGCCAUCGCUGUCCGCAGCCACUACCUCAUGGAAGCUGCUGUCUACAUCUUCACCAUGUUCUUCUCCACUUUUUACCACGCCUGUGACCAGCCAGGCAUCGUGGUGUUCUGCAUCAUGGAGUAUGAUGUGCUGCAGUUCUGCGACUUCCUGGGCUCCCUCAUGUCUGUGUGGGUCACCGUGAUUGCCAUGGCCCGGCUCCAGCCUGUGGUGAAACAGGUGCUGUACCUGCUGGGGGCCAUGCUUCUCUCCAUGGCUCUGCAGAUGGACCGCCAUGGGCUCUGGAACCUGCUGGGACCCAGCCUGUUUGCCUUAGGGAUCAUGGCCAUUGCCUGGACGACUCGCACCAUCCGGCGCCGCCACUGCUACCCGCCGACCUGGAAGCGCUGGGCUUUCUACCUGUGCCCGGGAGCUCUGAUCGCAGCAGCUGCCGUGCUGCUCUAUGCCUUCGUGGAGACGGAGGAGAAUUACUUCUACAUCCACAGCAUCUGGCACCUGCUCAUCGCUGGCAGCGUCGGCUUCCUGCUGCCACCCCGUGCCAAGCCCAGCCGGCGCCUGGGGCCGCUGCCCCGGCGCAAGGGCUGUGGGUACCAGCUCUGCGUCAACGAACAGGAGGAGCUGGGGCUCGUCGACCCAGCCGUGGCCUCCAUCAACAGCAUUUGCACCAGCUGAUGCUGACGGCGGCGUGGACUUCUCCAUCACCGACAGCAGCCCUGUGGGGCCCAGCACCCUCUUUCUGGGCCGAUGCCCAUCCCUGGGAGCAUCAGGACUCCUCUGGGCAGGCUCACAGCCACCCGUACUGCCCUGUUGUUGCAAUU
This is a messenger RNA of Colius striatus (speckled mousebird), 3362 nucleotides long. It is a transcript of the gene TMEM8B, whose product is annotated as transmembrane protein 8B. The coding region runs from base 1 to 3216 and encodes 1071 amino acids. The record is from RefSeq and is a predicted model, not a curated record. Lineage: Eukaryota; Metazoa; Chordata; Aves; Coliiformes; Coliidae. Gene Ontology annotation, cellular component: plasma membrane. The transcript is spliced from 14 exons.